Messenger RNA from Eufriesea mexicana, 4257 nucleotides. RefSeq names its product transcriptional regulator GZF3. Gene Ontology annotation, cellular component: nucleus. Gene Ontology annotation, biological process: cell fate commitment; positive regulation of transcription by RNA polymerase II; negative regulation of transcription by RNA polymerase II. The record is from RefSeq and is a predicted model, not a curated record. Gene Ontology annotation, molecular function: zinc ion binding; DNA-binding transcription factor activity, RNA polymerase II-specific; RNA polymerase II cis-regulatory region sequence-specific DNA binding. NCBI's taxonomy places the organism in Eukaryota, Metazoa, Arthropoda, Insecta, Hymenoptera, Apidae.
UCGUCGACGACGAGGGCGACGAGGGCGACGAGGACGAGAGGUUGCCUGCCGUUGGCCUAAUCGUAUUCGGUCAAUAUUUAACGCGUUCGCGUUAGCGUUGGCGGUCGCGCGUGCUUUCCCUCUCUCCUAUUGCUGGAAUCGAAGCUUCGGUACGACGCUACCAGGCGGCAGCCGACCCGAAUCAGUCGGCACACCUUGGCAGCGCACCUGUGUCAAGCCGCGCCGCGCUCUCUCGCCACCUUCGCUCUCGAAUCGUAACCGCGUCUGCCUCGCGAGUCGACCGUCGACCGUCGACGCGACACGCAAAUCAGAUCAUCGUUCUUCGCUAUCGUUCACCAAACUCUCUAUCUCGGAAACGUUCUACAUGCCAAACGUUUCUCUUCGUUCUCCUACCACGAUCGAGAUGAAGGAGACGUUGACGAAGCAGGAGAUGAAGCGCGAGUGGGACGAGGAUCGCGUGGUCGACGAGGAUUCGCCACGGAUGGCCACGGUAGAGGAACGCACCGUCGAGAGUCCUCGGACGGUGAUCACCACGAGGAGGCACGUGCGCACCAUCACCACGGCUGGACAUAUAACGGAAACGGUGGCCGAUCACGAACCGGAUUCACCGGAAUCCAACGCUAUAUCGGCUGGUCUGCAGCUUCAUCAUCGUCACCAUCACCAUCAUCAUCAACGACUGGUCGACGAACAGGGCCAACAAUCUCGGUCGCGAACGUAUCAGGACGACCAGCAGCAGCAGCAGCAGUUGGAUCAAGGAUGCAAGCAAACGUCGCAACAUUUCGUGCAAAUCUCUCAGGCCGAGGCGGAGAUUCAGCAACAGCAGCAGCAGCAGCAGCAGCAGCAGCAGCAUCGUCCGAACGAGCAACGGGUAGUUUAUAUGAGCAACGGUCAAGAGGUGCGACUCGACGUAACGGAGACGGUGGAUCCAUCGGCGUUGACGACGGUAAAGGAAACGGUCAGGUACGAGACACCGGAACCCGAUAGAUCGGACGCGGACCGCGUGUACGUUUACACGACGGAUGGCGAACAACAGUUGCGAAGGGAGAACCACGGGACGUAUGCGGUUCAGGCUCAAGAGAGGCGGGUCCAGUCGACCGGUCAUCAGAGAUACAGUCCACGGGAGAGCAACCAAUCGAGCAACGGUGGAAACGGAUCGACCGGCGGCAGAUCGUAUCAUCAAGGUUCGCCGGUGCUGGUUCCGGCGAGCGAGGAAUACGAGAGCGGUGCUUCGAUAGCGUCUCACGCGGGGACAACGGGGGUGAGCGUGCAACUGGAUUCACCGGCCGCGUCUUCGUAUUCGCCGCCGAUCGGCGGUGACACUGCAAUACGAGCGGGUACCACGGGAGCGCAGCAGUCGUCGGGCCAGCCGCAUCAUCAUCAUCAUCAUCAUCAUCAUCAUCAUCAUCAGCAGCAUCAGCAUCAGCCGCAGCAACAGCAACAGCAACAGCAACAGCAUCAACUGAUCACGGGAUACGUGAACGCGGGUGGAGCGAGUAUAAAGUACGAGACGGAAGCGACGAACGAGAUAACGGCGGCGGCAGUGGCAGCGGCCGCGGCCGAAAACAUAAAGGUGUCGAGCACGUAUACCACGUUGGAAACGGUGCCGAUUCCUCCGUCGCAGACGGUUCAGUACGCGCAGUACAUAUCCGGCAGCGAGACGUUUCAGCAGCCUUCCACGUACACGUUCACGAAAUCCGGCGAUCCGGUGAUUCUCGCGUAUUCCUCGCCCGCUCAGUUGUCCUCGCGCGUCACCGGGGUCGAGUCUCCGGGAAGCACGUACAUGAAGGGCGACCCGACGUUGGCAUCCUCGUUGGCCGGUGGCCGAGGGAUACCGUCUCUGCACUACGAACAACCUGCGUCUCCUGGAUCUCAGGUGACGUUGUACGGGAGCGGGACCGGGUCCUAUCCUUACGUGAAAUCUGCCACCCCGGCCGAGUACUGGGCCAACACCGGAACCCCGUCCCCGCCUACGUUCGAUUGCGUUCAGGGUUACCAGAACAUGACGGCCAUCUCCGUCGGCGACGCGGCCAACAUACAGCUCUAUUCCGGCGGUGCUUACAGCGUGUCCACCGGAAGUACCACCGCGUCCUCCCCGUGGAACAAUCUGACCCCGCUCACCGGAUCGGAGGAGAGCUUCGACAGUCCGAUGAUGACCGCGGAACCGAAGGAGUGUUCCGGUUGCGCGACACCCACCACCAUUUGGCGCAAGGACGAGACCGGUCAUUACUACUGCAACGCUUGCCUCUACGGCAAGAUGAACGGAGUGAACAGGCCAACCAUGAGAUGCGGCAAACCGAAACAAACCGUGGCUACGACCGGUGUACGAAGGACGGGAGUUCAGUGCGCCAACUGCAGGACCAGCAACACCACCCUGUGGCGACGAAACAACAGCGGCGAGCCGGUCUGCAACGCUUGCGGGCUCUACUUCAAGCUGCACAACGUGAACAGGCCGCUGAGCAUGAAGAAAGACGGGAUACAGACGCGCAAGAGGAAGCCAAAGAAUCAUUCGGGAAUGAGCGGGGGAAAUUUGGCCGGGCCCAGCGGCAUGCACAAGACCGAGAUUAAGUCUAACUUGCUCGUGGACUCGUUGCAGUUGAACGUGUACGGGAGCGGUGGUAGUGGAAACGGGGGCGGGAUGGGUGUCGACGCUGAGAUCGGACAGGAGGCAGAGGGUGAGGCUGCGACCGGUACCGGUACUGGUACAGGAACGAGUACCGGAGCCGGAAACCACCACCACCACCACCACCACCAUCGGGCCGAGAACGAGACCGGAAGCGAUAACGCGUUGGGAGGGAACGGAGAAUCCGACGAGCGUCGUCCACCCGUGGGUACACCGACUACGGGACAGUCGGGGCAUGCGCACUCGCCCCUCGCUUUACCCACCGCCGCCGCGCUCAAUCGACAGACUACCCUUACCGUACCACCGCUAGAGCCAAUCGCUAGUCAAGCCGCUGGUGCCGAUCUCUUCUCGGUUAUAACUUCGACUACGGCUGUCCACGCCGAAAGAACGUAACGGAGACAAAGGAACAAACGCGUGCGAGACGAAGAAAAAAGGAAGAAGAAGAGGAAGAAGGUGGAGGAAAAGGAGAAGGAGAAGGAGAAGAAGAAGAAGAAGAAGAAGAAGAAAAAGAAUAACGCGAUAACCGAGAUAAUCGAGCGCGCUGGUAUCAAAGUUAGCGCCAGUGCGACGCGAGCGCCGCUAUCGCUGGAGCGGUAACUCGCCAACUUUGCGUCGAACCGACCGCCUUCUUUACCGACCAAAGGUUUUUCUACCACUAGUUUCGAAUACGAGGAACCGUCGGUUUAGUCGUCGUUAUCUCGAAUCCUCCGGUCGAGGAAAGCGAUAUCGACUCGUUUCGCUACUCUAUUCCCUCGUUUUGUCCUUUUCUCUAUCCGCGAUUCGUUUUCGUCUAUUGGUAAAUGAACGAGUCGCAACGAUUCGUAUCGUUCAACUCGAGACCGCGACUCUACGCGAACGAGCGAUUUUAUCGCGGUUGAUUCGAUUUUACCGAUCGCGUUCGAUCGUAUCGACGGAUAAGUCGCAGGCGAGUCGUACGAUUUCGCCCCCUCUACGACGAAACGAGAAACACGCGCAUCGAACGCCCGACACACCGUUUAUCGGUCUCUUUUUCUCGCUUCUCGCGCGAAACGCGCGUUCGACCCCCUAGUUGCCCCGCGUGCCCAUGUUUCCUCUGCGUCGCGCGUUUAAAUUUAAAGGUAAAAUAUCGCGCGCGCCGUCCAUCCGACGCGAAACUCGAUUUCUUUGCUCCCGUAUACCGACGCGGUUAUUCCACGCGUCGACUAUACGCGCGAGGUCGAUACACGGUACCGUAUACGCCAGCGCAUGACGCGAUCGCGCGUACUCGCGAAGGAAACGAGUACGCGUAGGUGUGCGUAGCAAAGUCAAUUCCCGCAAAGGAUAACGCGCGCGAGCUCACGCGGACGUUAGACGUUAGACGCAAGCGAAAAACGUCAAAGAAUCGAACGUACGUACAAGGGUGGGAGGAAGAAAGAGAGAAGAGUGAGAGAGAGAGAGAGAGAGAGAGAGAGAGAGGAAAAAGAGAGAGAAAGUAUUUAUUCGCUGGCACGCUGGCCAUAUGUAUCUAGGAGCGCGCGAGCCGACAGCUCGUUCGGUCGCGUAACACGUAUAGGAGAUGUAAUUUCGUCGAUUCGAUGCGUCGCGUCGUUGUACGAACCUUGCGGAACCGACUACUCGUUUUGUAAAGGUCUGUGUAAAAAAUUUGAAUAAAAGAAGUU